AAACGGCGUAGUAUUUGAACUUUCUCUAUAAAGGCCGGGAAAUGAAAAAUGCAUCUUCACAAUUUUAGACUGGCAAUUCUGUUUAUUUACAUUUACGCACCUCUUUUUAUUGAAGGUGGUUGUCCAACGGAUUUCCCAAUAAGAGUUGGCACAAAAUGCUACCGUUUCCAGACAGACAUUUAUCCAAAUAAAGAUGCAAAAGACGCCUGUCAGCAGUUUGGUGGGAAAAUGGCAGUGAUUGAAAAAAAAGAAGUUCCCCAAAAAAUACAGGAUGCAAUCACGUCUUUUGCAGCUGAAAAAUUAUCAUCUGCUUACUUCUGGAUUGGACUCGAAAUGAAAGAUUUGUCAAGAAGUAAACCUUUAGAUGAUAGGGACUGGACUUUUCACUAUGAUGAGGAGAAAAUUAUGCAGAAGAAUUAUAAAUACUGGGCUGAGCCUCCAGCCGAUGGAAGCCUAAUAUGCGCAGGAGUAAAUGCAUCUUGGAAUUUCAAUAUUCAAGCGGUGGAUUGUGGAGGACCGAGACUUCCAGUAAUAUGCAUGAGAAAGCCGGGUUCAGACUGCAAAGAUGACUUAAAGCCUUACUUUGAGUAUGGUCCCUACUGCUUAGCUGCCAUUAAUGGAGCUUUGGAAUACAACAAAAUUGAAGGAACCUGUCAUCCAGAUAAAGUUGCACCCAUUAAAGAUGAUGACAUGAAGAAGUAUGUUAAGCUAGCUGCGAGGAAUUCAUUUCUUGGUGGUGCAGUGUACAUUGACUUUUGGGACUAUGGAAAAAGUAAUUUCUUCUCCGAUGGUGCGGUAGCUGCUCCAAAAGAGUUGUGGGACGAGGGUGAACCGAGAGAAGGCUACAAAUGCUCAGGUUUGGGAAUAACUCCGGAUGGCACCCUUAAACUUAGAACAAUGAGCUGCGACUUCUAUUCAACUUCUUUGUGUGAACUCAUGAGUGCCGAUAACGACAAGGAAGAAGAGUAGGAAGAGGCUCAAGUGAAGUUACUGACUCCAGCUCUUCCAUUUUCUAAUAGCUUAUAAGCAAGUAUUAAUCUCACCAAUGAUAAUAAAAAACAUGGACUACUAUCAUUUCUGACACGCGGCACAUGUCAGAUUUACAGGAGAUCUUUAUUUUACUACUUUAAUUACAUUAAUAUUUAAUUGUAUUAAUAUUUUUAUAAAAGGGUGUUUAUGAUACUAAAUUAUACCGUGUUGUAUAAAUAAAAAAGUUAUUA
Stegodyphus dumicola is the source of this 1220-nucleotide messenger RNA. RefSeq lists its product as uncharacterized. Lineage: Eukaryota; Metazoa; Arthropoda; Arachnida; Araneae; Eresidae. The record is from RefSeq and is a predicted model, not a curated record.